Messenger RNA from Colletotrichum phormii, 828 nucleotides. RefSeq lists its product as uncharacterized. The transcript has a single exon. Lineage: Eukaryota; Fungi; Ascomycota; Sordariomycetes; Glomerellales; Glomerellaceae. The record is from RefSeq and is a predicted model, not a curated record. The coding region runs from base 1 to 828 and encodes 275 amino acids.
AUGCAUCCCACACGCGCCAUUCAGGUCCUCGCCCUCGCCUCAGUCGCUCAGGCAUCGUGGUUCAACUUCAACAAAGCCGAACCCCGCGAUGGCCUUCUCAAGAGACAAUCAGGAACCGCCAGCGGCGCCGAGACCACGUCGACUGCUGCUCAAACCACCACAUCUGCUGCUGCCGUCACUACAACAACGACUGCUGCUCCGAGCACCAGCACCACCGUCGCCGUUGUGACUACCACAUCUGCCGCCGCCGCCGACCCGACCACAUCCGCUAACGCGCCUGCGUCAACCACAACACCGGGAGCCACGGCUGCCCCUACAACCCUGAAGACCAGCACCACAUCUGCUGGUAGCAACAACGAUGAGACCACCAGCGCAAGUGCCGCGCCUUCCACCCACUCAACUACCGCCGAACCCGUUACCUCCACCGUCAAGACCGUUAUCACCACCACCAACUCCGCUGGUGUAGCUACUUCUUUCACCUCCGAGUCUACCGUCACGAGCACCCCUGGCCUUAACGAGGCCAACUCUGAAGAUUCGUCGUCUGGCAUGUCAUCCGAGACACGUAAGACUGUCAUCGGUGUCGUUGUUGGUGUCGGCGGUGCCAUCGUCCUCGGUGCCCUGGGCUUCGUCGCAUGGAGAAUUUGGGGCAAGAAGAAGCAGGCCGAGGAGAACGAUGGCCUCAUGGAGUACAACAACCAGUACGGCAACGAGCCCAAGAACGAGGUCGGUAGCGCCCAAGGAUCUGGUUCCGGCCGUACUCCCUUCCAGUCGACUCUCGAAAGCUACCACGCACCGAAUGGACAAGUCAAUGCAUCAUCCAACUUCUAA